This is a messenger RNA of Bursaphelenchus okinawaensis, 791 nucleotides long. The record is from the annotation of a GenBank genome assembly. NCBI's taxonomy places the organism in Eukaryota, Metazoa, Nematoda, Chromadorea, Rhabditida, Aphelenchoididae.
AUGUUAUGGGUUGUGUUGGGUCAGUUUGUGCGUGGAAAUCGUUAUGUUGUUCUUGAUAUUCCGCUGCUUUUCGAAGGUGGAUUGAACCGAGUUGUGCAAAAGAUAGUCGUUGUUUCGUGGUAAGACUUGCUAAAAUGUUAAACAAUAUAUGAUUUAAAGUAAUCAUGUUUAAUAGGUUUCUUUGUUAUUUUUACAAAGUAACGAAACCUUGUUGGUAAUGAUUAACAUAAAUAGUUUUAGAUAGAUAACUAAUUAUAAAGUAAUUGAUAUUGGUUGUAAAUAUGCUUUUAGUGACCCAGAGACUCAGCUGUCUAGACUUUGUAAAAGAGAUGGGUUGAGCGAAGAACAAGCAGAAGCUAGGAUAAGAUCACAGUUACCGAACGAAUACAAAGUAAAGAGGGCGACAUAUGUCAUUGAUAAUCAGGGUAAACAUAGUUAACUUAAUUUUGAGUACAAACUUUAAAAGCACAUAAAUUAUCUAUUGUUUAUGAUAGUUAAUAUGACAUUUAUAAUGAGAUAGACGUUUAAUCUAUUUUUUUUAUUUAUAAAGUUAUUUUUCGAAUUUUAAAAUUUAAUUUUAAAUUCAAAAACCGUACUGUUUUGACGGUUUUCCUGCAAACCCUGCAUAGUUAAUGUUGUUUGGCUUUGCAGGUACAAUGGAAGAGACCAAAGCUCGGGUUCAGCAGAUAAUUGCCCACCUGGAGGCUAGCUGGAUUCCGUUCGUGUUGCGGACCGGGUUUCUGAUGUGCUUCGCCUUGGCAGGGUAUUGCAUCUACGGCUUCCUGAGAUGA